AUGAGGACUCUGUGCCAAAGACAGGGAGUUCUGGGAUCUGCAGUUUUCCAGCUCAACUGUGGCAGCAGUACUAGAACAACUAAAAUUCUCAGCACUCAUUAUGACUGGCACACAACCACCCACAACAUCCGGGAGAGGAGGGUGGAGAAAGAGAGUCCUCUGCUCCCCUUUCACUGCUGCUGGAGCCACAAGGAAGAUGAUGAUGAUGAUGAUGAUGAUGAUGAAGAAGAAGAAGAAGAAGAAGAAGAAGAAGAAGAAGAAGAAGAAGAAGAAGAAGAAGAACUGCAUGGCUUUUGGCUUAAACACCUAACAAGCCUUCAUAAACAACUAUCAAAACAGUUCAAUCACAUUUUGCAAGGCGGUGAUAUUGAACAAUGGCUAACAACUGGGAAAACUCAUCUCAUCAUGAAAGACCCAGCAAAAGGUGCAGUUCCAAGUAAUUAUAGACCAAUAACCUGCCUGCCAACCAUGUUCAAAUUAUUAACUGGAAUAAUAGCAGAAGAAGUGAUGCAACACUUAUUAACUAACAAAAAGCCUCCAGUAGAACAGAAAGGAAAUUGCCCGAACACCAGAGGCACAAAAGACCAGCUGCUGAUUGACAAAAUGAUUUUAGAAAACUGCAAGAGAAGAAAAACCAAUCUAAGUGUUGCAUGGAUGACUACAAGAAAGCCUUCGAUUCAUUGCCUCACACAUGGAUACUAAAAUGUUUAGAAACAACUGGUGUCAGCAAAAACAUUCAGAUAUUUAUUUAAAAAGCAAUGAGCAUGUGGAGUACACAGUUAACAAUCAAUGGCGAGACACUUGGACAGGUUAGCAUUAGAAGAGGCAUUUUCCAAGGGGACUCACUAUCCCCUCUGUUGUUUGUAAUUGCCAUGACCCAACUUUCACAAAUACUAAACAAAACAGGCCUCGGAUACCAAACAUCUAAAACAUAAAGUCAAAUCAGCCAUCUGCUGUACAUGGAUGAUCUGAAGUUGUAUGGAAAGUCCCAGUCAGAAAUUGAAUCACUGCUAAACACUGUCCGUAUAUUCAGUAGCGAUAUAGCAAUGGAGGUUGCACUAGACAAGUGUGCUGCAUUAAUAAUGAACAGAGGGAAAAUAAGAAAAACAGAAGGAAUAGAACUGCCCAAUGGAAGCAAGAUCAAGAACCUGGAAGAGAAAGAACAUUACAAAUACUUGGGCAUUCUCCAGGCUGAUAACAUCGCACACACUGAAGUUAAAAGAAAAAUUGGAAGUGAAUACAUCAGGAGAGUUACAAAAAUCCUCAAGUCCAAACUCAAUGGCGGGAACACCAUACAAGCCAUAAACACCUGGGCUAUACCUGUUAUCAGAUACACUGCAGGAAUAAUAGACUGGACCCAGGCAGAGCUAGAGACGCUAGAUCGUAAGACCAGGAAAAUCAUGACCAUCAAUCAUGCUCUGCACCCCCACAGUGAUGUAGAUAGGCUAUACCUCCCUCGCAGCUCAGGUGGAAGAGGAAUGCUGCAAGUC
Hemicordylus capensis (graceful crag lizard) is the source of this 1490-nucleotide messenger RNA. RefSeq names its product arginyl-tRNA--protein transferase 1-like. The coding region runs from base 1 to 702 and encodes 233 amino acids. The record is from RefSeq and is a predicted model, not a curated record. Lineage: Eukaryota; Metazoa; Chordata; Lepidosauria; Squamata; Cordylidae. The transcript is spliced from 2 exons.